Molecule: messenger RNA, 4484 nt
Organism: Drosophila obscura
Lineage: Eukaryota; Metazoa; Arthropoda; Insecta; Diptera; Drosophilidae
Gene: Trf4-1
Product: non-canonical poly(A) RNA polymerase protein Trf4-1
Exons: 5
Coding region: 692-4444 (1250 amino acids)
Biological process (GO): RNA 3'-end processing
Cellular component (GO): nucleolus; TRAMP complex
Molecular function (GO): poly(A) RNA polymerase activity; mRNA binding
Source: RefSeq, a predicted model, not a curated record
CUGUCUGCAAUUUUUCUGUCGUUUUUUGUUGUAAUUCGAAAGGAAAACCCAUGGAAAACGCAUAAAACACGCAUGAAAAACGAAUAAAAAUUGUGAAAAUUCAACAGUGACGUUGGCAGCCGUAACAAUCAAUAGAUUGCAACGAGCAAACGUUUCUCGAAAGAACUCACUGUGCGUGUGAGUGCGUGCGUGCGCUCUUGUGUGUGUGUGUGUGCGUGUGUGUGUGUUUGUGUGUACCUCGGAGUGCGGUGUGUGCAUAAAAAGGCAUAGCAACCCACUGCCCCCGGGACGGACAAGCGGGGAGGCACACAGUCGUCGUCUUCGGUUCGAUUCGCAGAAGCAACGAAAGUGAGCGAGAACCAGAAAUUUUCCUUGCCACGACGGGAGCAGUGAUUUCCAGUUCUUUCCAAAUGGAAAUCUGAUAUUCUCCAUCCUCCAGAAGAAGUAAAGGAUUAUCCGCAGAGUCCGGAUACGAAGGAAGAGGGAGACAGCAAACGAUUCUCAUAUUGCAGAAAAUACACACACUAUUUUUGUUCUGCAUCCCAGAUAUCAGAUCGGUAGGUCCUUCAAUAGAGAAAGAGAGAGAGAGAGAGAGAGUGAUAACGAUCGCUCCCCUCGGCUUACACAAAACAAAAACAAAACAAAAAAAACAACAUCCCAGCCAACAACAAUCGUGUGCAUCUGAAUUUGAAUGGAUCCAUUUGUUGGCUGGUUUCAGAAGGAACAGGAGGGUCCAUCGCUGCGCACAUGGUUAAAGAUUUGGGAGACGAAUGCCCAGGAAAUGGGAGCAUUGCUUGAUCAGCAGCUACAGCUGGCGAUCAACAACGGUGGGGGAGGAGGAGGAGGAGGCAGCACCAAUCUAGGAGGCACCAAAAUCAACAGCAGCAGCAGCAGCACUAACACCACCACAAACAGCACCAACACAACCACAGCCACAAGUAGCAGUAACACCAACGACACUAACAACUGCAACAGUAGCAGCAGCAGCAACGGCAAGGCAUUUCUGUCGCGACCCGCCGCCGCCGCCACCACCACCACCACCGCCACCGCCACCGCCACCGCCAGCACCACCACCAGCAGUACGCUAAGUCGCGUGCUCAACUUUCGUGCGGAUUCACUUGAAAUCCUGCCUCAAAUCAACGGCAACAACAGCAGCCCUGCUGCGCCUGAAGACAACAACUCCAAUAGCAGCUCCAGCAGCAGCAGCAGCAGCUCCAGCAGUAGCUCAAGCAGCAGUAACUCAAGCAACAGUGGUGCCAGCCCCGAGGCAGUUGCAAACGCAACAAACAGCAGUAUAGCCGCAACAACAGCGGCUGCAGGUGUAGCUGCAGGUGUAGCUGCAGGUGUAGGUGUAGGUGCAGCUGAAGCAACAGUUGCAACCACUAGCACCAGCAAUAGCACAACGAGUACUACAGCUAGCAGUACUAGCAACACUCCUGCAACAACGACGACGACGACCACUACCACAGCAGCAGGAACAACUGUAGCAACAUCAACUGUAUCGACUGUAGCAACUGUAGCAGGCGGCAUCAUGAAUGACACGACAAACCAAAGCAACCGCACAAACAUCAUUUAUUACAAUCCGUCACGUAAGAAACGUCCAGAGAACAACAAAGUUGGUGUCACACAUUAUUAUAUGAACAAUCACAUGGCAAUGAUAGCCAAAUACAAGGGCGAACCCUGGCGCAAACCGGACUAUCCCUAUGGCGAUGGUGUCGUUGGGCUGCACGAAGAAAUUGAGCAUUUCUAUCAGUAUGUGCUGCCCACGCCCUGUGAGCAUGCCAUACGCAAUGAGGUUGUGAAGCGGAUCGAGAAUGUGGUGCAUAGCAUUUGGCCACAGGCGGUUGUCGAGAUCUUUGGCUCAUUUCGCACUGGACUCUUUCUGCCCACCUCUGAUAUUGAUCUCGUUGUCUUGGGUCUGUGGGAUAAAUUGCCACUGAGAACACUGGAAUAUGAGCUGGUGAAUCGGGGCAUUGCAGAGGCAUGCACGGUCCGUGUCUUGGACAAGGCAUCGGUGCCGAUCAUCAAGCUGACGGAUCGUGAGACUCAGGUGAAGGUCGACAUAUCGUUCAAUAUGCAAUCGGGCGUCCAGUCCGCGGAGCUCAUUAAAAAGUUCAAGCGCGACUAUCCGGUGCUGGGGAAGCUGGUGCUGGUGCUCAAGCAGUUCCUACUGCUGCGUGAUCUCAAUGAGGUGUUCACCGGCGGCAUCUCAUCCUAUUCGCUGAUCCUCAUGUGCAUCAGCUUCCUGCAGCUGCAUCCGCGAGGCAUCUACCACGACACCACCAAUUUGGGCGUACUGCUGCUCGAGUUCUUUGAGCUCUAUGGCCGGCGUUUCAAUUACAUGCGCAUUGGCAUCUCGAUCAAGAACGGUGGUCGCUACAUGGCCAAGGAUGAGCUGCAGCGGGACAUGGUCGAUGGCCAUCGACCGUCGCUGCUGUGCAUCGAGGAUCCGCUGACGCCCGGCAAUGAUAUUGGACGCAGCAGCUAUGGCGUGUUCCAUGUCCAGCAGGCGUUCAGGUGCGCCUACCGUGUCCUCGCACUCGCCGUCAGUCCACUCAAUCUCUUGGGCAUCGAUCCGCGCACCGAUUCAGUGCUGGGUCGCAUUAUCCACAUAACCGACGAUGUCAUCGACUAUCGCGAAUGGAUACGCGAGAAUUUUGAACAUCUGCUGCUAGUGGAUCGCAUUUCCCCAAUGCCGCCCGGCGGCUAUACCCCAAAUGGAACCAAAUAUGUGAUUAUGCCCUCCGGCACAAUGGUCCAACAGAUCUAUCAUCCGGUGCAGGUGCAAGCCCACGGCCAUGCGGGGCAUGGGCAUGCGCAUGCCCAUCUCGGCCAGCCAUAUACGACGACGACGACGACAGCGGUGGCUGUGGCGGUGGCUGCCACCCAGCAGCAACAGCAACAGCACCAGCAAUCGCAGCCGCCGACGCAACAGCAGCUGCACCAGCAGCAGCAGCAACAACAACAGCAGCAGCAGCAGCAGCAGCAUCAACACCAGCAGCAGCAGCAGCAGGUGCGGCAUCGGCGGGGCAGCACCUCAUCCGGUGACGAUUCCGAGGAUAGCAAAGACUGUGAAAUUGUGGAAGUGGCGCCAGCAGCUGGAAAAGGAACAGGAACAGCAAUAGCAUCGAAUCCGAAUGCGACAGCAGCAGCAGCUGGUUCCACGGUUGUGCCCAUGGAGAUUAUCGAUAUAAGCUCAUCCCCCCCGCCCAAUGGCCGGGGUGCCGCCACAGUGGUGCCUAUUACGCUGGCCAUGCCCAUGCCGAUGCCAGUGUCCGCCGUUGGCAUGACGCUGCCAAUUGUGGUGGCAACAGGAGCCAGCAGGAGUCACAGCAACACAAGCAGCAGUAGCAGCAGCAAUAUAAGCUGGAGCGGGAAUGGCAAUGGAAAUGGAAGCCGGAGCCGAAGCAGCGGGAAUGGAAAUGGAAACGGAAACGGGAACAACAACAACAACAAUAGCUCCUCAGCGGGCUCGUCGCAGCAGCAGCCGCAGCAUCAGGUUGCCGGCUAUGCGAACAUGCUGGCCGCAAUUGCCGCCGCCGCUGCCGCCGGCGCCGCCCAUCCAAUCCAACAUCAGAAUCAUUGUUUAAUUCAGAAUCCGAAUCCAAAUCAAAAUCAAAAUCAAAAUCACCUGCGCCAAUUGCGUGGUGGUGGAGUGGGGAUUGGUAUUGGUGGUACAGCAGCAGCAGCAGCAGCAGCAACUGCGGCCAGCAUGAUCAGCAGCCACCAGCAUACAUGUAUAACCUCUUCAUCACAACUACAACAGCCAUCAGACAUCAAUGUGUCGUCCAACCACCAGCAGCAGCAGCAGCAGCAACACCAACACCAGCACCAUCAACAGGAGGAGGAGGACGAUCGCCAUUCAACGGGAAGCAAUGAUGCCAUAGCAGUAGUAUCUAUGUCGACCACACCGCCAAAUGGAGGAGGUGGGCGGCACUACAACAAUCAGCGCAACAACAACAACAACGGCAAUAACAACAACAACAGCAACAACAGCUAUUAUCGCCAGCAGUUUUAUGUACCGCCACCGAUGCAGCAGCAGCAACAGCAGACGACGACGUUGAACAAAACCACCUAUCAACAUCACGGCAAUAACAAUAGCCAUCAUCAGCAACAACAGCAACAGCAGCAGCAGCAUCGGCAUCAUCAUCAUCAGAGCCAGCAACAGCAGCACCAGAAUCAGCAUCAGAACCAACAACAGCAGCAGCAGCAGCGUACGCAGCAUAUGCGACAAUCUGUGAAUCGCUAUCAAAAGCCAACGGCUGUUGCGGCUGUAGCAAGCAAUAAUAAUAAUAGCAACAGAUUGCCGCCGCUGCGUGGCACUUUAGUGAACUCGUCGUCUGCUAUAUCAAUCAUUUCCAUAUCCUCCGAAUCAUCGGUGGCCAGCAGCAGUUCGUCCUCGUCUAAUCGAUCCGGAAAGAAUCGUAAUCAAAAGUCACGAUAGGCCGAAAUUUAGGGAGAAACCCAUACACAUACCACACACA